CGUGAUUUUUUUUAACAACAAGGAAGAAGCCGUUUGCACCGAAGAACAUACAGCGUUUUUUUUUUUUAUUUUUUUUUUUACAACGUUUAUAAUCAGUGAUUAUUAUGUUUAACGUUCUUUAUUCUUCUUUUAAGUUUUCCUUGUCUUGAAUGCAGUAUUACGUGUUAAUAGAUCAUUUGGUUGUUUUUAAAUGUUCGGAACCUAACUAGAUACUUUUAUCUGGCAACAAUUUCUGCAGAAGCCACAACAAUGAGCGCGUUUAGAAAAAGAGGAAGCGUUCUUGUUGUCCUUUAUUACGUCGGGAGUUUUCACGUCCUUUUCGGAUACAAUAUAUCCAGAGGAGAGCAGCACGAUCUCAGCCUGAACAGGAAAUGGACCAUACAGAACUCAAAUGGGUCUCUGUCGCUUCCUGCAGAGGUACCGGGGUGUGUACACUCUGCUCUCCUGAAACAGGGCUUUAUCAAGGAUCUCUACUUCAGGUUCAAUGAUGUAGCAUACAGGUGGAUCGCUCUUGACAACUGGACAUACACGACUACAUUUUCUGCCUCAACAGAGCUAAGGGCUAAACAAAGAGUCCAGCUGGUGUUUGAAGGAGUGGACACUGUAGCGUCCAUCUCUCUGAAUGGAGUUGUUGUGGGAAAGACAGACAACAUGUUCCGCAGAUAUGACUUCAGCGUAGGCCAGUUGUUGAGGGAGGGGGAGAACGUUGUGAAGGUGAGCCUCCUCUCCCCUGUCUUGUACGCCUCAGAGAGGAGUCAGGCUCACUCCUCCUACAGCGUGCCCCCUGACUGUCCUCCACCCGUCCAGAAAGGAGAAUGUCACGUCAACUUUAUCAGAAAGGCUCAGAGUUCCUUCAGCUGGGACUGGGGACCGUCAUUCCCAACCCUGGGGCUGUGGAAGGGUGUUCAUCUGGAGGCCUUUGAUGUGCUACGCCUAAUCCAUCUCUCUACUGUACCAGUCUAUAACUCCUCUCUGUCUCAGUGGGUGGUAACGGUGGAAGUGUUGGUUGAUGCUGUGGAGGAGACUAAAGUCCAGGUCAACCUCUCUCUGAUGGAGCUGUCUACAGAACAAACCUUCAUGGUGUUGUUUCCCUCUGGGCAGAGCAAGAACACAUUGAGCCUCCAUGUCAACACAAGUAACCAGGUGAAGCUGUGGUGGCCCAGUGGCCAUGGUGAACAGCAUUCCUAUCAUCUCAGUGUGAGAGGAACCAUGCUGGAGGGAACAGCCAUACUCAGGACAGACACACAGGUGUAUUUCCGUACAGUAGAGCUGGUCCAGGAGCCAAUCGCUGGUUCCCCUGGGCUGAGUUUCUACUUCCGGGUCAACAAGAAGCCCAUCUUCCUGAAGGGGUCAAACUGGAUCCCAGCUCACGCCCUUCAGGACCUGGUCAGCCCUGCUGAUGUGAGGAACCUUCUACAGUCGUCUGUCAGCGCUAAUAUGAACGCUCUCAGGGUCUGGGGGGGAGGAGUCUAUGAGCAGGACAUGUUCUACUCUCUCUGUGAUGAGAUGGGGAUCAUGAUCUGGCAGGACUUCAUGUUUGCCUGUGCCAUGUACCCCACUGAGCCUGACUUCAUAGAGACGGUUAGAGAGGAGGUUGUCCAACAGGUGAGGCGCUUAAAGUCCCACCCCUCGGUCAUCGUGUGGAGUGGGAACAACGAGAAUGAGGCUGCCCUGGCCACUAACUGGUUCGGCAUCCCCGUUGCCCAGCAACCCCGGUACCAUAGAGACUAUGUGACUCUGUAUGUGGACAACAUCAGGGCUAUUGUUCAGAAGGAAGACGGUACCCGCCCGUUCCUAGUCUCCAGUCCCACUAACGGAGUAGAGUCUCAGCAGGAGGGCUGGGUGGCCCACGACCCCUACGACCUACACUAUGGAGACACACACUACUAUAGCUACAGCCAUGACUGCUGGGACUGGACGGCCCUGCCACGCACACGCUUCGCCUCCGAGUACGGCUUCCAGUCCUGGCCCUCCUUCUCCACCUUGCAGAAGGUGUCUGUGUCAGAAGACUGGAGUUAUGGGAGUAACUUCUCGUCUCACCGUCAGCACCACCAGACGGGCAACCAGCAGAUGCUGCAACAGGCUGGACUACACUACCAUCUCCCAGCCUCAGCAGAUCCACUGAAGAGAUACAAGGACACACUGUACAUCACACAGGUCAUGCAGUCCCAGUGUGUUAAGGUCCAGACAGAGUUCUACCGCCGCAGCCAGAGUGAGGUCAUCGAGGGCAAAGGUCACACCAUGGGAGCUCUCUACUGGCAACUCAAUGAUAUCUGGCAGGGCCCUUCCUGGUCCUCUCUAGAGUUUGGUGGGAAGUGGAAGAUGCUCCAUUACUUUGCCAAGGACUUCUUCUCUCCUGUGCUUCCGGUGGGCUUUGAGGACCAGGGUAGUCUGGUGGUCUAUGCUGUGUCUGACCUGAGCCACGACCUUCACCUCAGGACUGUGGUUUCAGUCUAUGAGUGGAGCAGUCUGGAUCCUGUGUGCACUGUGGCUUCCGGAUUGGUGCUUGUGGAAGGAGGAAGUGCUGAGGUCAUCCACAAACAGACAAUCUCAGCCCUGCUGGCGGGGUGUGGGCGCGGGAGCUGUACCCGCCUCACCUGUCUCCUGACCUUUCACCUUGAGGACGUCAACAGCCAGCAAGGUCCCAUUAACCACCUCUUCCUCAGCUCACCCAAAAAUGCCCAGCGGAUGCUGAGACCCAACAUCACAGCCGAGGUGCAGCAGGACGAGAUGGGAGGAUACACUGUGACCCUGCAGUCCUCUGCCGUAGCAGCUUUCGUAUGGCUGGAUGUGGGGGACGUCCCAGGACGAUUCGACACCAACGGAUUCCUCAUGGUCACCAGGACCAGAACAGUCACCUUUAACCCCUGGGGUCCCACCAGUACCCAGCAGCUAGCCCAGGCACUGACUGUUACGUCAUUGAGAGAUGUGUACUGACUAUCUUGUGUAUCAAAUGGCAUCCUAUACCCUAUAUAGUGCACAACUUUAGACCAGAGCUCUAUGUGUUGUCCACUAUAUAAGGAAUAGGGUGCCAUUUUGGACGUACUUACUGAACCACUACCCAGUACCCAGCAGUUAACCCAAUACCCUCUCCCUAACCUCUCUGAGAUGAGUACUGUGACCUUCUCCCUAACCUCUCUCUGAGAUGAGUAUACCGCCAGAAGUCAGGCUAAUUACUGAGGAUACCGCCAGAAGUCAGGCUAAUUACUGAGGAUACCGCCAGAAGUCAGGCUAAUUACUGAGGAUACCUCCAGAAGUCAGGCUAAUUACUGAGGAUACCGCCAGAAGUCAGGCUAAUUACUGAGGAUACCUCCACACAUCAGGCUAAUUACUGAGGAUACCUCCAGACAUCAGGCUAAUUACUGAGGAUAUCUCCAGAAGUCAGGCUAAUUACUGAGGAUACCUCCAGAAGUCAAGCUAAUUACUGAGGAUACCUCCAGAAGUCAGGCUAAUUACUGAGGAUACCUCCAGAAGUCAGGCUAAUUACUGAGGAUACCUCCAGAAGUCAGGCUAAUUACUGAGGAUACCUCCAGAAGUCAGGCUAAUUACUGAGGAUACCGCCAGAAGUCAGGCUAAUUACUGAGGAUACCUCCAGACAUCAGGCUAAUUACUGAGGAUAUCUCCAGAAGUCAAGCUAAUUACUGAGGAUACCUCCACACAUCAGGCUAAUUACUGAGGAUACCUCCACACAUCAGGCUAAUUACUGAGGAUACCUCCACACAUCAGGCUAAUUACUGAGGAUACCUCCAGAAGUCAAGCUAAUUACUGAGGAUACCUCCAGAAGUCAGACUAAUUACUGAGGAUACCUCCAGACAUCAGGCUAAUUACUGAGGAUACCUCCAGACAUCAGGCUAAUUACUGAGGAUACCGCCAGACAUCAGGCUAAUUACUGAGGAUACCUCCAGACAUCAGGCUAAUUACUGAGGAUACCUCCAGACGUUAGGCUAAUUACUGAGGAUAUCUCCAGACAUCAGGCUAAUUACUGAGGAUACCGCCAGACAUCAGGCUAAUUACUGAGGAUACCUCCAGACAUCAGGCUAAUUACUGAGGAUACCUCCAGACGUUAGGCUAAUUACUGAGGAUACCUCCAGACAUCAGGCUAAUUACUGAGGAUACCGCCAGACGUCAGGCUAAUUACUGAGGAUACCUCCAGAUGUCAGGCUAAUUACUGAGGAUACCUCCAGACGUUAGGCUAAUUACUGAGGAUACCAACUAACUACAUGGGAGUAACGGGAGUACCUUACAUCUGUACCCUAAACGGAGGUGUGGUCACAUUUAGCCACGCUUCGCCUGCAACUCAAUCAAUUUUACAAAAAUCAAAUUUUCUGGUGCACCUAAAUUUCAUGUGGUGCUCCUAAUUGUUUAAAGUAGGGAGCACCAGUGCUACCAAUGAUUAAUUUAAAAAAAAUGUAAAGCCCUGACUGAGACCCUCCCUAACCUCUCUGAGAUGAGUACUGAGACCCUCUCCCUAACCUCUCAGAGAUGAGUACUGAGACCCUCUCCCUAACCUCUCUCUGAGAUGAGUACUGAGACCCUCUCCCUAACCUCUCUGAGAUGAGUACUGAGACCCUCUCCCUAACCUCUCAGAGAUGAGUACUGAGACCCUCUCCCUAACCUGUCUGAGAUGAGUACUGAGACCCUCUCCCUAACCUCUCUGAGAUGAGUACUGAGACCCUCUCCCUAACCUCUCUGAGAUGAGUACUGAGACCCUCUCCCUAACCUCUCUGAGAUGAGUACUGAGACCCUCUCCCUAACCUCUCAGAGAUGAGUACUGAGACCCUCUCCCUAACCUCUCAGAGAUGAGUACUGAGACCCUCUCCCUAACCUCUCUCUGAGAUGAGUACUGAGACCCUCUCCCUAACCUCUCUCUGAGAUGAGUACUGAGACCCUCUCCCUAACCUCUCUCUGAGAUGAGUACUGAGACCCUCUCCCUAACCUCUCUCUGAGAUGAGUACUGAGACCCUCUCCCUAACCUCUCUCUGAGAUGAGUACUGAGACCCUCUCCCUAACCUCUCUCUGAGAUGAGUACUGAGACAUGAGAAACCCCAAAAUUCCCUGUCAGUUGGAUUCGACAAUGUUGUGUGUGGGAUUUGUUGUAAAUAAGAUACAAGUGAAGGAAUUUGCAUUAAUAAAGUAAAUGGAGAUA
Messenger RNA from Oncorhynchus mykiss (rainbow trout), 5146 nucleotides. The record is from RefSeq and is a predicted model, not a curated record. NCBI's taxonomy places the organism in Eukaryota, Metazoa, Chordata, Actinopteri, Salmoniformes, Salmonidae.